ACGAACGGGCUGCAUGUUGAAUUGGGAAAACCACGAGAGACGGAAGUCUGGCAGACAGGUUGCUCAUGUUGUUGCUGGUGGAUUUAGUCAUGUUCGGAUGCGGCAACCUUCCGAGGCUCAAACGGCAUUCGUAGUGGGACCCACGUGUCUUGGCUGGCAGGCAGGUGAACAUUUGAAAAACCAUACGUCAUGUUGUGUACCCGAAAGAAUUGCGAUCUCUAAAGCUUCGAAUCAUCUUUCUUUGGCAUCCUUGGAUUUCAGCUUUUCCAGGCGUCGUUUCGUUCUUGUACAUAUUACAAUUUCCAGCACACGGCAUGGCUGCAUCAUCGAAAAAGCCCGGAGAAGUCAAACCCACGACGAGCCGGCGGCAUCCGCUGCAGCGUUUCGACUCACCAUCUAAAGGAUUCUCUGGCGCGUUGCACGUCGCUGGUCUGAUCAGCUUCUAUAGUUCCUUCAAGUUUCUAGUAGAUAAUCCCAAUAUCUUCAACUUGUCUUUCGGCUGGCACCUCCAGUUUCUGACCAUAAUCGGCCUUUCCCUGUCCACAGUAACAUUCAUCUUCGGUCUCAUCGCAGAUCUCACAUCGACCGCCCUCUCAAAAUCUCCUUCUCUAAAUUCAGAUCCACCCGCGGUAGCUCUUUCUGAGCACCUCUUCCGGUUCAAGAACUAUCUGGCUUUAGUAGCAGCACCGAUUGAAGUCACCAUCAGCGUACUAUACUGGACCUUGAAAGCCAUUGACGGGAAACUUCUGGUGCCUCCGGAUCUACCACUACCACCAGCUAUCUACGACCUAGGCUUCCAUCUUGUCCCCGCUGUUGUCCUAACGCUCGAUUAUGUCCUCCUCUCCCCACCAUGGCCCACAACGCCUAUGAACGAAUCUGCGCCUAUGAUCACUUUAGCCCUUUCUACUGUUGUCGCUUUCACAUAUUGGAUUUGGAUUGAAAUUUGCUUCUCCCAGAAUGGCUUCUACCCCUACCCCAUCUUUGCGAUACUUACGACAAACCAACGAAUCGGGUUGUUUGUUGUAAGCGGGGUGAUUAUGUGGGUCGUAGGUGGAUUGUUGAGAGUGUUGUAUGCGAAGAUAAAUGGGUAUGAGAGUGUGGAGCAUUUGGAGAAGGUGCGACGGAACAAAGUCAUGGGGGGUAGUGGGAAGUGGGAGUAAAAGAGGGGAAAAUUUCCAGAAUGGCUAUGAGAAGGCGAGUAGAUGAAACCAUUGAGGAUGUUGCUACGCCACAGUAACAUUGAAGCGGGACGUACAUGCGGGCUGGGCAGAAAGCAAAGGACUACGUGCGUAUAUGAGACCGAGAUAGUACAAACGCGGAUCGGAUGUCUAUACUGUGCAGUUCAUACGGAUGUAGCAGAUAGCACGUUUGCUUCUAUCACAGCUCCUGUAUUAAUUAUGUAAACGAACAACCAGCGAUACUGUACAUGACCACC
Molecule: messenger RNA, 1435 nt
Organism: Alternaria alternata
Lineage: Eukaryota; Fungi; Ascomycota; Dothideomycetes; Pleosporales; Pleosporaceae
Exons: 5
Coding region: 315-1160 (281 amino acids)
Cellular component (GO): endomembrane system; membrane
Source: RefSeq, a predicted model, not a curated record